CAGUGUCCGUGGAUCAGAGCCCCACGCUGACCCUGACCUCGUCUUCUCCCCCACUCCCAGUCUCCCAGCAUGCACGACGCACUCCCAGCACGCACCACGCAGUCGCACCCUCCUCCCCUCCUCGUAUUCUCAGCCCUCCGUGUCUCACACCAGUCACCGGCGAAACUCGUCGUUCGACUGACGACGGUGAAGACCGACGACUGACGACCUACGGUGCUGCCCUGCUUCUCGGUGACCACUGACGCUUCUCUGCUUGGCCCGGUCGUCUUCUUCUUCUCUAUUACUCCCCCGCCACUGCUCUGCUCUGCUAGUCCCGCUCCCUCUGCUCCGCUCUCUUCUCCGGUCUUCUUCUCAGAGUUGCACUUCUCUUUACUCUUUCUUUUCAUCUUCUCGGUGAUCGUCGAGUUCUUCAUUACUUGAACCAUUCACUCACGAAGGCUGCACGAAUGAAAAUUCUCUCAAGAAGCCAAGUUCUAAAACUUCGAUUUUUUCUGAGAUGCCGAAAAAAGAUUGAGCCCUUAUCAAAGAGGUUCUCUUCACAGUGGUCAAAUGGAUUUCCUCCUUCUCCUGAGAUGAACGGUAAAGCUGUUCCCUUUGUGGAAGAGAAUGCAACAAAAGUGGAAGGUAUUCAUAAGGCAGUGUUUGAUGUGUGUGGGGUAUUGGAAACUAGCAUGUGGGGACCUGCCGUUGAGGAUGCCCUCAAGAUGUAUGAUGAAAUGCUUCAACCAGAACUUGUUGUUGGAGUGAUAAGGAGGUUGAAGGAUGUGAAUAAGGCGUUGCAUUUUUUUCGAUGGGUGGAGCAGAAAACUGAAGAAGCUCAUGGUCGUGAGGCCUACAAUGCACUUCUCGUGGUUAUGGCUAGGACUAAAAACUUGGUGUACUUGGAGCAGGUUCUUGAAGAAAUGUGUGUGGCAGGGUUUGGACCAGAUAACAAUACUUGUAUUGAAUUGGUUGGUAGUUUUGUCAAGUCAAAUAAGUUGAGGGAAGCUUUUGGGAUUAUUGAGAGUAUGAGGAAGUACAUGUUUCGCCCUGCUUUUUCAGCUUAUACUACAUUGAUUGGUGCGCUCUCUUCAGUUCAUGAAUGUGAUUCCAUGCUUACUCUCUUUCAUCAAAUGCAGGAACUAGGCUAUGAAGUAAAUAUACACUUGUUUACUACGCUUGUUCGUGCGUUUGCAAGGGAGGGUCGUGUUGAUGCUGCUCUUUCCUUGCUGGACGAAAUGAAGAGUAAUUCGUUUCAUGCUGACCUUGUUCUCUACAAUGUUUGCAUAGAUAGUUUUGGCAAAGUCGGCACAGUGGAUAUGGCCUGGAAAUUCUUUCAUGAAUUGAAAGCACAAGGGUUGGUUCCUGAUGAUGUGACCUAUACUAGCAUGAUAGGUGUUCUUUGCAAGGCUGAGAGGCUGGAUGAAGCUGUUGAGUUGUUUGAAGAAUUGGAUCAAAACAGAAGUGUCCCGUGUGUUUAUGCUUAUAAUACCAUGAUUAUGGGUUAUGGUUCAGUUGGAAAAUUUGAUGAAGCAUAUGAUUUACUCGAGAGACAAAAAAGAAAGGGAUGCAUACCUAGUGUAGUUGCUUAUAAUUGCCUUCUGACUUGCCUGGGUAAAAAGGGUAAAGUAGCUGAAGCAUUGAGGAUCUAUGAAGAAAUGAAAAAAGAUGCGGCACCAAAUCUUGCAACCUACAAUAUCUUGAUUGACAUGCUUUGUAAGGCAGGACAGCUCGAACCCGCACUGAAGGUUCAGGAAGCCAUGAAAGAGGCUGGUUUGUUCCCUAAUAUCAUGACUGUAAAUAUAAUGAUUGAUAGACUAUGUAAAGCUCAAAGACUUGAUGAUGCUUGCUCCAUAUUUUUAGGAUUGGAUCAUAAACUUUGCACCCCUGAUGCAGUUACAUUUUGUUCUCUUAUUGAGGGUUUGGGUAGACAUGGCAGGGUAGAUGAUGCCUACAUGCUUUAUGAGAAGAUGUUAGAUUCCGAUCAAAGUCCAAAUGCAGUAGUGUAUACAUCUCUUAUUAGGAAUUUCUUCAAGUGUGGUAGGAAGGAGGAUGGUCACAAAAUUUACAAGGAGAUGAUGCAUAGGGGUUGUUCUCCUGAUCUAACGCUCCUUAAUAUUUACAUGGAUUGUGUUUUUAAAGCAGGUGAAAUUGAUAGAGGAAGGGAUUUGUUUGAAGAGAUAAAGGCUCAAGGGUUAAUUCCUGAUGUUCGGAGCUACUCAAUUUUAAUUCAUGGUCUUGUGAAAGCAGGCUUUGCAAAAGAAACAUACAAGUUGUUUUAUGAGAUGAAGGAGCAAGGACUACAUUUGGACACCCGCGCUUACAAUGCUGUUAUUGAUGGGUUUUGCAAGUCUGGUAAGGUCAAUAAGGCUUACCAACUGCUGGACGAAAUGAAGACAAAGGGCCUGCAACCUACUGUUGUCACUUAUGGAUCUGUCAUUGAUGGACUUUCUAAAAUCGACAGGCUCGAUGAAGCAUAUAUGUUAUUUGAAGAAGUAAAAUCCAAAGGUGUUGACUUGAAUGUAGUGAUCUAUAGUAGUCUCAUUGAUGGGUUUGGGAAGGUGGGAAGGAUUGAUGAGGCAUAUUUAAUUUUGGAGGAGUUGAUGCAGAAGGGUCUAACUGCAAACACAUUCACAUGGAAUUGCUUACUUGAUGCAUUGGUGAAAGCUGAGGAAAUCGAUGAAGCUCUUGUCUGCUUCCAGAAUAUGAAAAGUUUGAAAUGUCCUCCAAAUGAAAUAACUUAUAGCAUUAUGAUAAAUGGUCUUUGCAAGGUUAGAAAAUUUAACAAGGCUUUUGUGUUCUGGCAAGAGAUGCAGAAGAAAGGGCUAAAACCUAAUACUAUCACAUACACAACCAUGAUUGCGGGACUUGCAAGGGUUGGAAAUGUUCAAGAAGCAAAAGGUCUCUUUGAGAGAUUUAAGGCAAGCGGGGGUAGGCCUGAUUCAGCUUGUUAUAAUUCUAUGAUUGAAGGAUUAAGCAGUGUCAAUAAAGCAAUGGAUGCAUAUACACUUUUCGAGGAAACUCGCACGAAAGGUUGUCGUAUUUAUAGCAAAACAUGCGUUAUCCUUUUAGAUGCACUGCAUAAGGCUGACUGCCUUGAGCAAGCCGCAAUCGUUGGAGCUGUCUUAAGGGAAAUGGCAAAGUCCCAACAUGCCACAAGAUUCUCUUGAGAAUAAGUUAUAUAUGUGUGUUGUACUGGUAUUGGUAUUGAAAGCCGUUUUCCAUAUAAAGAUUGUUUGCACUUUAUCGCCCUUCACAUUGACUGCUCAGGCAAUUUGUGAGAUAUUUAAAGACUUCUAAUGUCACCACUUCUCUGGAUAAUGUUAAUGGCUUAAUGGUCUUAGCCCUAAGGGAACAAGUACCCAAUCAAGUUACACCUUCGUUGUAUUUUUUCCAUUCUUGAAGAAUAUGUACACAAGAUUUACUCUCAAUGCAGUGUCUUCAUUCUUCGAGUUCUUUCUAUACUCAUGUAAUUCUAAGUGAAUGCCAAUUUUGUUUCUUAUUUGGCAAGAGUUAUAACAUCAUUCAUUUUUGUACACUCCUAAUUUCUUUGAAAAAUAAUUGAAAGUAUAAGAGAAUGUUGGUUAACAUUUACAUGGUAUUGUAAUUUGAUGAUUUAUUGGCAUCCCGUUGUUAAUAAUCAAAUGAAAUAUUUG
Arachis stenosperma is the source of this 3635-nucleotide messenger RNA. RefSeq names its product pentatricopeptide repeat-containing protein At3g06920. The coding region runs from base 447 to 3149 and encodes 900 amino acids. Gene Ontology annotation, molecular function: protein binding. The transcript has 4 exons. The record is from RefSeq and is a predicted model, not a curated record. Lineage: Eukaryota; Viridiplantae; Streptophyta; Magnoliopsida; Fabales; Fabaceae.